AUGGAAAACCUAGCGAAAAUUAAUUAUGACCCACAAAUACUCGAAGAAGACCAGCAUUUCUCGUAUGCCAUGAUGCUGAUAACUUCCAUGUCACUUCCAAUGGUGUUGAAGGCCGCCGUCCGGCUCGGCUUGUUCGAGAUUAUUGCCGGAGCCGCUGGCGAACAACUCUCGUCUUCACAAAUUGCUUCCAAGUUGUCUUCUCCGACGACACCGACAAAUCAAGAGAGUACGGCGGGUAUGGUUGACCGGAUGCUUCGCCUCCUGGCCAGCCAUUCCGUGCUCACUUGUUCGUCCGUGGUCGUUGAUGGCCGUGAACAAAGUGUGUACGGCUUGGCUCCGGUGGCGAAGUAUUUUGUUCGGAAUGAACGGGGAGUUUCGUUGGGCCCUUUCCUGGAAUUUAUUCAACAUAUAAACUUCAUUGAAAGCUGGUUCGAGCUUGAAGAAGCAGUUAUUGAAGGAGGAGUUCCAUUUAAGAGGCUGCAGAAUGGUGCACACGCAUUCGAUUCUCUAAAGAAAGAUCCCGAAUUCGGUGAGAUCUUCAACAAAGCCAUGGCCAACCAUGCAACUCUUGUAGUAGACGGAAUUCUUGAGAGUUACAAAGGUUUUGCAGACCUUGAAUCUUUGGUGGAUGUUGGUGGCGGUUUUGGAGUUACCAUCAAUGCUAUAACAAACAAAUAUCCUAAUGUCAAGGGUAUUAAUUUCGAUUUGCCUCAAGUUAUAGAACAUGCCCCAAAAUACCAUCGAGUGACUCAUGUUUCGGGAAAUAUGUUUGAAAGUGUUCCAAAUGCGGAUGCUAUGUUCAUGAAGUGGAUACUUCAUGAUUGGGAUGAUGAACAUUGUCUGAAAGUGCUAAAGAAUUGUUAUAAGGCUUUACCAGCAAAUGGAAAAGUGAUAGUGGUGGAUGCAGUUCUUCCAAUGAUUCCCGAUACCAGUGCAUCCGUUAAAACCUCUUGCCAAUUCGAUUUGAUUAUGAUGACCCGAAACCCAGGUGGAAAAGAGAGAAGUGAGCAAGAAUUCCUAACAUUGGCUUUGAGAGCUGGAUUUAAAGGAAUGAGGUUGGAAUGUUUUGUCUGUAACUUGUGGGUCAUGGAGUUCUAUAAGUAG
Messenger RNA from Oldenlandia corymbosa var. corymbosa, 1104 nucleotides. Lineage: Eukaryota; Viridiplantae; Streptophyta; Magnoliopsida; Gentianales; Rubiaceae. The record is from the annotation of a GenBank genome assembly.